AGUGCGCCACGGCCGUCAGCUGUCUUUCUUCGUUGUUCUUGAAGGACGGUAUUCUGCGCUUCUUCUUCCCGGGGCCUUCAACUUUCCUUUUGUUUUUCUCCUCUUCGCAUAGUAGUAGUAGUAGUACUAGUACCGCAUUCGCUGCAGCUCCUCUUCUGGUUUGUUCUUCGCCCCUCUGCGCUGACACACACACACACACAGAUACACCCGCAUAGUACGAAGACAAAAGCAAGCGGCGUCAGCAAGCGGCAGCAUCACCACUACUGCAACGACAUCACUUUUCGAACCCGUCCCCCCUUUUCCCUUGGAAUUGUUGAAAACGAAGAGAAAAAAGGGAUAGCAUUCGCACACACACACCGCCAAGAAGAGCUCAAUGGCGUUCUCUCCCUCUUCCGAGACGCCCGCGGCGCCGUCAGCGGCGGUGGUCGGCUUCCAAACGAAGAAGGUGCCCGGAAUGCCCGGCUCACCGACCUCGAUCGCCAGCAUCACACCCGAGCGACUGUCUUACCUCCAGGCCACGCUGGCGAAGCUGCCGGAGUUGGACCUGAGCGAGAUGGCCCGCGUGAAAGAGUGCUUCGCCGCCGUUCUCGGCGAAGGUCGGGAGAACAUCGUGAACGGUCUGGAGCUGCGCGUCGUGCUUGGUGAUCUCGGCCUCUACCCGAGCGAGGAGGAACUGGAGAUGGUCCUGCGCGCCUCCCGCGACCGCGUCAACUUGGUCGGGCUAACGCGAUACCUGCGCCUCUACAAGAAGGAGUUCUGGCUGAACCAAGUCGCAGCAAGCUCCUCCGCGCAGCAGCAGCAGCGGAGCAGCAACACUGCUGCCGGCACCACCGCCACCACCGGCUCCGCGAACGCCGGCGUCGGCGUCCACCUGCGGCGUCCAUUCAACGGUGCGAAUGCGGGCUCCACGAAUGCGGUGGCGGCGGCUCCUCCUGUCAUCGGUGUUUCGCACACGUACACCGCCUUCAGCGGCAGCCCCGCCCGCGCAGGAGGGCGGGACGACGACACCCUCCGCGCCUUCGUCGCGCUCGGCGGCGAGGAGGACGGCAACGGCGAGAUUGCCGCGGCCACGCUGCGCGACGUCGUGCGCGGCUUCGGCCUGACCAUCGACAUCGACGCGAUGAUCCGCACGGUCGAUGUGCACCACUCCGGCAUGCUUGACUACGUCGACUUCUGUGCCUUGUGGGCUGCACCGGCGGAGGGGAGCUCGGCCACAUCGAUAGGAAACGCUCUGCGGCAGGCCUCCGCGGAUGCCGAGCAGCGUGAGUCCAUCGAAGGGAGAGGCAGCAACGCCGCCUUCACGCCUGGUGGCUCGAACCGACGCAUGCUGUCGAUGCUGCGGAGCCCGUCGCUCUGGUCGAACAUGUCCACCGGUUCGCCGCUGCGCCGCUCGCGUUUACUCUCGUUGGGCAACGAUGUGGGCAUGUCGGGGUCCACGUCCCCUCGCCUCGGCGCCGCCGGUGCUGGUGGUGGUCGACUCCCCAUCUCCGGCGAUCGCGCCGAUGGCGCCGUCAACGCAGCGAAUGCGGCCCACAACACUGUGACGACCUGCGCCCCGGUGCUGACGGCGGCGCUGCCCGCGCCCAUCUCCGAGGAGGAGCACGCGCUGCUCGUUCGGAUGUUUCUCUUCCCCGAUCAGUUCGAAUCCGACGCGGCAGGACGUCGCGGGGGAGGCGCGCGCUUUAUGCUGCCGCCGCGGUCCCCAGAGGCCGGCGCCGGUCAUAACUCCACCUUCGCCGGCGCAGUCAACGCCGCCACGGCAUCCGCGCGGCUGGCGUCUCUCUCGCAGCGCAGUCACUCGCAGCUGCGCCUCUCCCGCCCGCGCAAGUCGGGGACCAAUGCCGGCGGGCGCAAGACGAAAUUCAGCCAGCGCAACAGCGGCAACGGCAGCGGCGACAACAACGGCGACGACCUCACGGCGGACUUCUUCUCCCCCAAGAACCAAAAUGUGUACCGCCCGCCAAGUCCGAUGCUGCUGUCCAUGCGCAACAGCACGGCACAUCGUAAUCGUGUGAAGCGGCUGGAGGAGCAGAAGCACGCGGCACGGCGCAGCGACAACGGCAGUGCUGCGCGGCAACGACAACAAAAUGGCUUGUACUCCGCGACGAUGACGCGCGAUGGCGGUUACGGGCAGGGCGCCGAUGGCGACAACGCCUCCCGGCCGGCGAAGUCGUCUACGUGGUAGAGAAGAACGGGGAGGGCGAGGGGCGUGCGUAACGGCACGCGAAGCGUCACGACAGCGGUGCUCCCCUGCCUGUGUUCACUGUACGGGGAUAAAUAUAUAUGACAGUGCCGGGGGGGGCCGGUGGUGGCCGUAGCUCCUUCACACUGAUGGCCUUCGCUCUCCCGCGUUCUCUCUUCUCCUUCGGGGUAUGAGGGGGAAAAAGCUCGGCUGCGCUCUUGUCUGGCGUGCGUGGUGACACGCACGUGUGUGCGUGUGUGUGGUUUGGUGGUUUGGUCUGCAAAAGUUUUUCUUCAUGUUUAUGUUUUUCUCUUCUUAUCUCUUCUUAGCUAUAUGUCAUAUCCUAAAUAUAUACAUAUACAUGUAUAUAUAUAUAUGUAUACACAUGCGAUAGUCCCGCACUUGUUCCCUCUCUUGUUUUUUUUUUUUUAAGAAGAAGUUUCCUGGAAUGCGUUUACCCCCUCCCCCUCCCCUUGAAUUGAUCUGCCCUGCUCCUCGCUUUCCCCGCUAUCCGGGAAGUAUGCGAGAGGGGAGGUGAGGAGGAGGGGGAGGGGGACGCGAUGCCGAUCAUGUAUAGUUUUGAAUAUAUAUAGUGUGUGUGUGUGCGUGUGUGCGGUUCUUCUGUACCAAUGUAUAGGCGACAGUCUGUGUGGAGUGUGUGUUCUUGUCAGUAGCACGUCGAGGUGUCGCAUGGGCGCCGCAGCGCAACGGCAGCAGCACCAGCAUCAUCUCUUCCUCUUUCGCUAUAGCCCCUGCCUCUCCUAGAGCGUGUAUUAUGUGUUGCCUUUGAAUGGAUCCUAUCAGCUGGAAUCAAA
Leptomonas pyrrhocoris is the source of this 2997-nucleotide messenger RNA. RefSeq lists its product as hypothetical. The transcript has a single exon. The record is from RefSeq and is a predicted model, not a curated record. Bases 374 to 2185 code for a protein of 603 amino acids. Lineage: Eukaryota; Euglenozoa; Kinetoplastea; Trypanosomatida; Trypanosomatidae.